GAUCUGUCCAGUUCACGUAUCUGGGAAAAACACGAGGAAAUGCAGGAAGGGUCCAACGCAGGCGCAGAUCGACCGGCCGCAAAAAUCUCAUCCUCUGGUCACGAUACAUCUGGAAAAUGGCAGCACUUCCUGUCUACAAAUCACAAAAAUGAACCAAGAUACGAAAGCGCCGCUUCAUUUCCUCGAUCCCUCCUCCCGUCUUCACCACAUCGACCAAAGUCAGCGGACGCUGCGGGCACUCCCGGACUGUUUUCUGCCACAGAAGACCUUCUAGAUUCAUUGACUAGACUAGGGCAUGUUUUCGAAUGUGAAGCCUGUGGACUAUUUUUCCGCGAGCGAGCCCUCUGGAAGACGCACAAUUCACUUCACGGACCCGGUUCCGAACAGGACAGUUUUGUCUGUUCGCUUUGCGGUCAGUGCCUGUCCGAUGCGUGCGCGUUCGCGCUGCACUUUGCCGAAGACCACCACGAGCACAGCCCGGGCGACCUCCGGAACAGGAGUUUGGGCGAGAAC
Molecule: messenger RNA, 513 nt
Organism: Dibothriocephalus latus
Lineage: Eukaryota; Metazoa; Platyhelminthes; Cestoda; Diphyllobothriidea; Diphyllobothriidae
Source: the annotation of a GenBank genome assembly